Molecule: messenger RNA, 2278 nt
Organism: Salvia miltiorrhiza (redroot sage)
Lineage: Eukaryota; Viridiplantae; Streptophyta; Magnoliopsida; Lamiales; Lamiaceae
Exons: 5
Coding region: 976-1902 (308 amino acids)
Biological process (GO): tRNA methylation
Cellular component (GO): nucleus; tRNA (m1A) methyltransferase complex
Source: RefSeq, a predicted model, not a curated record
AACACUGUACGCUAGAAAUUUUAUAGGAAUAUUUUGUUAUUUUCACCUCUCUCACACCAGAAAACCCUCGCCCUCUCCGCCUCUCUCUCGCUCUCUCCCUCACUUUCUGCGUUUCUCGUAGCCUUGCAUCUCUCUCGCCUCUCACUCGGCGCCGCACAGAAUUUCCCACCUUGCCUUCUCCGGCAGCAGCUGUAGCACGGUACGUCCCCCUUUUUCGUCGCUCCCUCCGCCUCGCCUCUCACUCGCCACCGCAAGGACCGACCGGUCCCGUCUUCUCUGCCAGCAGCUGCAAAAUGGAAAAUCAGCAGUAGCGCAGCAAGCCUCGAGAAGUUCACCUCUACAGUUGCAUCAGUUCGCCUCUCUGACAAGUCAAAAAAAAAAAAUUGAGAUAGGAAAAUUUGUUGGGCAUCUUGUUGGUAUAGAAAUUGGUCGAUUAUUUUUCGGCAAAUUUGUGAUUUUUGUGGUGUAAGAUGUGGAAGUGGAAAAAACUGCAUAAUUUAUCAGUAAAAAUAACUUCCUAAAAUGGCGCCAAAAAAUUUACGUUAGAAACUGUGUUUUCAUAUAUAGAUAGAUAGAUUCAAAUAAUAUAUAUAGUAUUAUUUUUAUUUUUAUCCAACCCUAAUAUUGAGAUUUCCGCCACCCAUACUCUUCCUCCUCAGGACGUUAGCUACACUGUUCUUCCUCAAAAUUCCGGCUAGUCGUCACGGGCACCCUUCACCGCCGGCUACCCAGGACGUCAGCCACGCCGUUCUGAUUAGGUCAUAAUCUAAUUCCAGGAGGGAAAGAAUUUGUUCCUUCUCCGGCUUAGAUAGUCAUAGUCGUCUCUCUAUCAUCAUUAUUGUGAAAUCACCACUACAUCGCUCUCACAAACUAAGCACAUCAUAGCGCGCACACAGGUCGAAGCAGCACUGCGGUAUAGAGUUGCUGCGCUAUAGGGUUGCAUCCACAUUCUGCGUGAAAACUAAGCCACCAAAGAUGUUGCCAACUGAUUCUACCAAAACGUUAUCAUUCAAACGCUGCAUAAAGGACGGGGACUUGGUUAUCCUGUAUGAGCGACACGAUGUGAUGAAGGCUGUAAAAGUUUCGGAAAAGGGGGUUUUACAGAACCGUUUUGGUAUGUUUAAGCAUUCUGAUUGGAUUGGGAAACCAUUCGGCUCCAAGAUCUUCAGCAGUAAAGGAGGAUUUGUUUAUUUAUUAGCUCCGACUCCUGAGUUGUGGACUUUGGUUUUGAGCCAUAGGACGCAGAUUUUAUAUAUUGCGGAUAUAAGCUUUGUUAUUAUGUACUUGGAGAUUGUUCCUGGAUGUGUGGUGCUUGAAUCUGGCACUGGAAGUGGAUCCUUGUCUACUUCUCUUGCACGUGCUGUUGCUCCCCAUGGGCAUGUUUACACGUUUGAUUUCCAUCAAGAGAGGGCUGCUUCGGCCAGGGAGGAUUUUGAACGCACAGGAUUGAGUAGUUUGGUGACAGUUGGUGUGAGAGACAUUCAGGGUGAGGGUUUCCCAGAUGAAUUCUUGGGCAGGGUGGAUUCAGUUUUCCUCGACCUGCCUCAGCCAUGGUUAGCGAUUCCUUCUGCUGCAAAAAUGUUGCAGCAAGAUGGGGUCUUGUGUUCCUUCUCUCCCUGUAUCGAGCAAGUGCAGAGAUCUUGUGAGACGCUUAAAUCCUCCUUUACCGAUAUAAGAACGUUUGAGAUACUCCUCCACACAUAUGAAGUUCGAGAAGGACACUUGGCAAGUUGGCAGGACGGUGAUGGGGUUUUGGCAUCUCUUAAGGGUUGCAAGAAGAGACAGCGUUCAACAAAUGGACAGGAAAAUUCUCGACCUCAGACUGUCAUGGCUCGACGAAUGGGUGAGACUAGAGGGCAUACUGGUUACUUGACUUUUGCCAGACUCAAUUGCGUCAGGUAGUGCUGAUAGCUGCAGUUAUACUUUUUGUUGUGCCAAAUUCUAGUCUAUGCUUUGAAUUCUAUAGCAUUUAGUUUAUAGCCUAGAUGAGAGAUUAGGAGCACAAGAGCAGUGGGUUAUUGAAUAUACACUCAUAGGUGGUUGCUUGUAGCAAUUUUAAGCAGCAAUGCUAGUGUCUGUAGCAGCUGCGUUGGUUGGAGUCGAAAUUCAGCAGCUGUGUUGUUGCACUGAACUGCUCAAUAACUCUAGUUCAAUGUCAUAGUUUUUUCCUCAAAAAAAAUUCAGGAAAAAUGUAGCGGUUUGAAAUUGUUGAUUCCUUGAUAGUUAUUUGAAUAUUAUGAUUCUUAUAAUAGGCAUAUGAUUUUGAGGUAUUUAUCAA